Molecule: messenger RNA, 309 nt
Organism: Staurois parvus
Lineage: Eukaryota; Metazoa; Chordata; Amphibia; Anura; Ranidae
Source: the annotation of a GenBank genome assembly
GAGCUGCCUAUCAGUGUCACCUAUCAGUGCCAGCCAGUGCCACCUAUCAAUGCCAAUCAGUUCCACCUAUCAGUGCUGCCAGUCAGUGCCACCUAGCAGUGCUAUCAGUGCCCGUCAGUGCUGCCUAUCAGUGCGCCUAACAGUGCCAGUCAGUGCCGCCUAUCAAUGCAAUAUCAUCAGUGCCGCCUAUCAGUGCCCGUCAGUGCUGCCUAUCAGUGCCACCUAACAGUGCCGGUCAGUGCCACCUAUCAGUGCUGCAUUUCAGUGCCCAUCAGUGAAUGCCUGUGUCAAUGCCCAUCAGUGCCACCU